CCCGCCCUGCCUGCCCGCGGGCACAGGCCGGUCAGCGCGAGGCGGAGUCUGCAGCGAGAGACCCAGCGGCGGCACACACUUAAAUUACGUGCCCGGCGCGAGCAGGAGCAGCAGCAGCCGCCGCUCCGGCACUGAGGCACCGCAGCGCAGCCCUAGACACCUCUGCUGCUGCUCGCCAUGGGAUCCGCCGCCGAGCAGCCGGGCAGGGCCACGGGCCUCGUGUCCAGUCUGCUGAACGACACCCUCGAGUUCUACCGCUGGAGCUGGAGCAUCCGAGACAAACGUGUUGAUGACUGGUUCUUGAUGCAGACUCCAUUUCCAACACUGACUAUAAGCACUCUUUACCUCCUCACUGUCUGGCUGGGUCCCAAGUGGAUGAGGAGAAGAGAACCCUUCCAGUUGCGCUUCUUGCUGGUUAGCUACAACUUUGGAAUGGUUCUACUUAACUUCUAUAUUUUCAAAGAGCUAUUUUUGGCAUCCAGAGCUCGAGGAUACAGCUAUGUCUGCCAGACUGUGGAUUAUUCAGAUAAUAUUUAUGAAGUCAGGAUAGCUGGUGCUUUAUGGUGGUACUUUGUCUCAAAAGGAAUUGAGUACUUGGACACAAUAUUUUUCAUCUUGAGGAAGAAAUUUAACCAAAUCAGUUUCCUUCAUGUCUAUCACCAUUUCACUAUGUUCACCUUGUGGUGGAUUGGUAUCAAGUGGGUUCCAGGAGGACAAGCUUUUUUUGGAGCCCAAAUGAAUUCUUUUAUUCAUGUUGUUAUGUACAUGUACUAUGGAUUAGCUGCCUGUGGCCCUAAAUUUCAGAAAUAUCUGUGGUGGAAACGAUACUUGACCAUAUUACAAUUGAUUCAGUUCCACGUGACUCUUGGCCACACAGCCAUGUCUAUUUAUAUCGACUGUCCCUUCCCUAAAUGGAUGCACUGGGGUGUAAUGAUCUAUGCCGUCACCUUUAUUUUCUUGUUUGGUAACUUCUACUAUCGGACAUAUAAAAUGCCCAAGGAACCCAUUAAGAAUGGCAAAAUAUUGAAUGGUGCUGUUGCAAACGGUGUAAGCAAACUAGAAAACAAUCUAGUGGUGGAAAAUGGAAAAAAGCAGAAAAAGGAAAAAGCAAAAGGAGAGUAACUUAUCCAGGCCUUAACCAUUGCUGGCAGUGGGGAACCUCCAGUUUGGUUUAAAAAGAAAAAGGAAAAAAAAAGAAACACAAUGUACCAAUUAACCCUUAGGUUACCGAAGAGCUAGAACACAGAUAUUUUCAUUAUUUAUGAAGAUUGUUUUAACAAAAAUACUUCAAGUUAAGUUUCUGUUGUAAUUAUGUAAUUAUCAAGCAUUUGAUGAUCUCUGUGUAAACUUUUAGAUUGCUGGUGCUGGUGAAUGUAAGAAAGAAUUGCAGUAAAUAACAUGUUUUAGCAGUCCAAAGGUUAAUAUUACUAAUGAUCCAAUGAUUUGUUGAAGCCCACAUUUCUAUGUGGAAAAAGGCAGCUUUUGAAUAUUUCUGUUUCUGCCAGAAAUUUAUUAAAUUCCAAAUUAUGAUGUUGUAUGUUUUUAUCUGAAAAUACAAACUCUCUUAUCAUUAAUUAGAGAUAUCUCAAGACACAGUUAUGUUUAUAUGCUGAACAGAAUCUGUUGACUUAUCAGACUCUCCUUGUUUUGAUUUAGUGUCUGCUACAAUUUUUCUUCUAUUGUGGAAAUAUACCUACCUCUUAAUCUGCUGAAAAGAACAUUUAACAUUAAAUAACUUUAAUUUCUGAAA
This is a messenger RNA of Trachemys scripta elegans, 1750 nucleotides long. RefSeq names its product ELOVL fatty acid elongase 4 (gene ELOVL4). Gene Ontology annotation, molecular function: fatty acid elongase activity. The coding region runs from base 178 to 1122 and encodes 314 amino acids. Gene Ontology annotation, biological process: fatty acid elongation, saturated fatty acid; very long-chain fatty acid biosynthetic process; fatty acid elongation, polyunsaturated fatty acid. The transcript has 6 exons. Gene Ontology annotation, cellular component: endoplasmic reticulum; endoplasmic reticulum membrane. NCBI's taxonomy places the organism in Eukaryota, Metazoa, Chordata, Testudines, Emydidae. The record is from RefSeq and is a predicted model, not a curated record.